Molecule: messenger RNA, 3784 nt
Organism: Larimichthys crocea (large yellow croaker)
Lineage: Eukaryota; Metazoa; Chordata; Actinopteri; Sciaenidae
Gene: mtmr2
Product: myotubularin related protein 2
Exons: 16
Coding region: 248-2191 (647 amino acids)
Biological process (GO): phosphatidylinositol dephosphorylation
Cellular component (GO): membrane; cytoplasm
Molecular function (GO): phosphatidylinositol-3,5-bisphosphate 3-phosphatase activity; phosphatidylinositol-3-phosphate phosphatase activity
Source: RefSeq, a predicted model, not a curated record
GCUGCCUCACAGCCACCGGGAGCAGGCCGGUACUCGCGGCCGCCGGCAGGGGGCGGCACCUUCCGGCUCCAGCGCUUCCUUGUGACAGGAGGACUGUUGUUGGGAGGCUGCUGGGAAAAGAUGGCAGCUUCCCUUUGUGUGUGUGGAUUUACUGGACUCUGAGAGGCUUUAAACACAUUUCUGGUGACUACACGGAUCUCCGUCGCACAGUGCGGGUCCUCCAUCAAACACCGUGAGGCCGGAGAACAUGGAGAAGAGCGGGAGCAUCGACAGCCUGGGCUCGAAGCGCUCCUCUUCCCGACAGCCGAGUGUUGAUUCAUUGUCCAGUACUUCCACCUCUCGCUCUGACCGCUCUGCCCAGGCCAAACCGCCCUCAGCGAUGUCCUCUGACUCUGUGGCCACGUCUGCAGAGCUCUCCCCGGAGCUCAGGGUUAAGCCUAAAACUCUCGCCAAGCAGGUGCCGAGAGAUUCAGACAAAGAGGAACCACAGUUACUUCCCAAUGAAACAGCGCAAGACAUGGCCCAAGAUGUCACCUACUUCUGUCCUUUCAUCGGAGCGAUGAGGGGAACAGUGACUGUUACCAACUACAGACUUUUCUUCAAAUGCAUGGACAGGGAGCCAGCAUUUGUGCUGGACCUGCCUCUUGGGGUGGUCAGUCGUGUGGAAAAGAUCGGUAGUGCAUCGAGUCGCGGUGACGUGUCCUACGGGCUGGUUUGUAAGGAUAUGCGUAAUCUACGAUUUGCACACAAGCAAAUGGACGACACUCUCAGGAAGUCCAUUUUCGAGGUGCUGAUGAAAUUUGCGUUUCCUGUUUCCAACGGACUGCAAAUCUUCGCCUUCGAAUACGGGCAAGUCUUUCCUGAAAAUGGAUGGAAGGUGUACGACGCUGUCUCGGAGUACAAAAGACAGGGUAUACCCAACGAAAGCUGGAGGAUAACAAAAGUAAACGAUCACUACGAGGUUUGUGACACCUACCCGUCGACUUUGGCGGUGCCUGUCAACAUCCCAGACGAAGAGCUGAAGAGAGUGUCUGCCUUCCGAGCAAAGGGAAGGAUACCUGUGUUGUCAUGGAUCCAUCCAGAGAGCCAGGCGACGGUGACGCGCUGCAGUCAGCCCAUGGUUGGAGUGAACGGGAAGCGCAGCAAAGAGGAUGAGAAAUACCUGCAGGCGAUCAUGGAUGCUAAUGCUCAGUCACAUAAACUCUUCAUUUUUGAUGCCAGGCCGAGUGUCAACGCCGCUGCCAACAAGAUGAAAGGAGGUGGUUAUGAAAGUGAGGAUGCCUAUCAAAACGCAGAGCUGGUGUUCUUGGAUAUUCACAACAUCCACGUGAUGAGGGAGUCGCUUCGCAAGCUGAAGGACGUGGUCUACCCCAACAUUGAGGACUCCCACUGGCUCUCCAAUCUGGAGUCCACUCAUUGGCUCGAGCACAUCAAGUUGAUCCUGGCAGGAGCAUUGCGGAUCGCAGACAAGGUGGAGUCCGGGAAAACCUCUGUGGUGGUGCACUGUAGCGACGGUUGGGACAGAACGGGCCAGCUCACCUCCUUGUCCAUGCUCAUGCUGGACGGUUACUACCGAACCAUUCGCGGCUUUGAGGUGCUGCUCGAGAAGGAGUGGCUGAGCUUCGGUCACCGCUUCCAGCUGCGUAUCGGUCACGGCGAUAAGAACCACACAGACGCAGACCGCUCACCGGUUUUUAUUCAGUUCAUUGACUGCGUCUGGCAGUUGACUCGGCAGUUUCCUGCAGCGUUUGAGUUUAACGAAUACUUCCUGGUAACUAUCCUGGAUCACCUGUACAGCUGCCUCUUUGGGACAUUCCUGUGCAACAGCGAACAACAGAGGUUGAAGGAAGAAAUUCCAAAGAGGACAGUGUCCUUGUGGUCUUACAUAAACAGCCAGUUGGAGGAGUUUACCAAUCCUUUGUAUGUGAACUAUUCCAACCAUGUGCUGUUCCCUGUAGUCAGCUUACGUCACCUGGAGCUUUGGGUUGGCUACUACAUCCGCUGGAACCCUCGCAUGAGACCUCAGGAACCUGUUCACCAGCGCUACAAGGAGCUGCUGGCGAAGCGUGCUGAGCUGCAGAAGAGAGUGGACGAGUUGCAGCGAGAGGUGACCAACCGCUCGGCCUCGUCUUCCUCUGAACGGGCGGGCUCCCCGACGCGCUCCAUCACUCCAGUGCAGACCUUCGUUUGACACAGCUUGGACCCUCGCGGCAGGUUCGCAGAAGCUGAAUCCUGCCUGUGAGAAGGUGCCAUACAGCAGUAAUGAGUAGGCCACAAGUGGCGCCAUUAAGGACCUGUGCGGUGACACAGCUGCGUUCAUACACUACCACCAAAAGUCUGAUCUCUGAUCACGUAGAGUCUUCUUGCAACAGAAGAGUGUCUGUCUCAGACUGCUUUACUACAGCCAUAUUUUACUCCGCAGUUGAGAGGACGUGUAACAUGGGUACUGUUUAGCAAAUCGACCUACCUACAAUCAGUGUUGAUGAGUUUUCAAAGUACACUAAAAUAUUACGCGGGUAAAUUAUGUAUGCCUUAUACACUUCAUAGAAACACUCACUUCAUUCCUCCACACUGCAAACAUUUGUUAGAUUUGAAGGCAAUACCGCCGAAGCAAUCAUGAAGAUGUACAUUGCUGCAAAAAACAACUAAGUGAAAUAUGUUAGUUGCUUCAAAAAAAAACAUACAUACAAAAAUAGAGUGCAUUAAAAGAAGAGUCGUCUUCACAAUCACUACUUUUAGAUUGUUGUGACCAAAUAUCUGUUGUUUUUUUCACGAAUAGAACAAACAAACACGUAUGGCAUUCCUCUCAUCGAGUGAGUAAAGUUUUGUAAGUUUCAUUUUUUCUAACUAGUUAACAUUAUUUAUUAUGCUAUUAGUCCAGAUUUAUAUUUAUGGCUCCACAAACACCAUCAUGUUUUGUGUCAUAAAUUGAUAUUAAAGAUGUCCAACCAUGCAAUAUUAAUAAGCCACAUAGAAUAUGCAUUCGUAUGCGUUCAUUUGUUUAGGGUGUUUUUUUAAAGCUAGUUUCAGCCAAUACUCUUUUCUUUAAUGUGUAACGACUAAUAAUUAGCUUUUAUAGUUUAAUAACCAUGAAUGAAUAUCUGUGCCUUGCUGUGAAUGACUGAUCUAACUAGAGAAAAGUCUUUAAAUGCCAAGGUUAUACAGUUAAUACAGAGUUAAUUGAGCCUUUCAUCUGCAGUAAACUUAAAGUAGUCACCACAGUUUGUCGCAUCAGCGUGACAACACAACACGCUCCAGUCUAUUUCUUGGUUUUGUUGCAAUUAUUGUAGCAGAAGCGACAUUAGCAUUAAUUACCUCUAAUUAUGAAUAUGGUCUUCCGAUAAUAUGUGAGGAAAAAAAAGAGUGCCUUUUAUUAUAGCUGAAGAAAUAUAAAAGUCUGAAAUUUAGAGUGUGUGCCAGAGAGUAAUAUUUGAGUGUAAUGGCUCUGAAAACAUUAAUAUAGUCAAGCUGUUUAAUUCUCAUACAUAAAUAUUAGAUGAACAGCUUAAAUUGGCUGUUAAUUUAUGCCUAUUAAAAUUAAAUCGUAUUGUCCCUUAUUAUGAAUAGUUCACCCUUUAAAAACGUACAGAUAAUAAAGUAUGACAGUUCUUCCACAUGGUUUAAGUGAUACUGCAGUGCUGUACAUAUUUCAUUCCUUCAAAACUUCUUUUGUUUUUUCUGAAACUGAUGUACUGCAGGCAACAGCAAAGUCAAACUGUACUGUCAAAUGUCAAACUGUAUGAAAAUGUUUAAUUAAUAAAAGUUCUGAUACAAUGGAGGCAGA